AUGCCGGUUCGAGCUAAGAAACACGUCGCGACCUUGCCUGCAGACGGCUUGCAGGCGCAAAGAAUGUUCAAAAAGCACAAAGUACUACCGCAUCCUAGGAGACAUGCAAGCGACUCUGCGCAUUCCUAUGAAGUGCGGUCGACGCCUAGGAAAUAUGACCUCGACGUGGAUGCUGUAGCGUCGCAAAUGCGAGGGCCGCAAUACCAAAGCCCCCAGACACUGAGACACCAACCUAAGCGGAUAGGCAGUGGCCCGGAUUUGCCUCCGACACCGCCUUCCCACUCGCGAACCUCAUCGAGCACUCACUCCAUCCAGCAUCCGAGCCCAGCGCCCGCCGAACUUCAUGCGCCGGAAUCACAGACACCAACAACCCCAGCGCGCGCGCCAGCGACUCCUCCGAACCAGAAAAGUCCACCAACGCCUGACGUGACGCCGCCUCAACCUGCCACUCGCCCCAAGGCUGUUCGACCGAUACCUAUCGACCGCACAGUAUCGAAAGCUACUACUAUCGAGUCGCGGACUGAGUCUUUUCGAACUGCCAGAGAAGAGCCCUUCUCCUCUGAAGAGGACUUGCAGUCGACUGUCCGGCCAAAUAUUCUGUCAGCACGAACUUCCCAGAACACAGUUCGUCGCGUUUCCGAGCCUCAGACGAGGACGCCGCCCCCAGUCGGUUUAGGCCUGGGACUGGAGUCACCUUCUGAGGACCUUCCAACUCCCAAGGCCAAGGCAGACUUUGGUAGCUUUGACGGAGAAUGGGCCUCGAAUAACGAAGUGGAACAAGAAUGGGAUGACAACCUGGGCAGAAAUGUUACAGUAAGAAAGAGGCGUACUAAGCCCGAAGCCCCGCCUCGGACUGGAAGGCGGAGGGUCGAGAUUAUCGAAGACCGCGUUGUUACACCGACAAACGCUACCAAGGCGGUGCGCGCCAUGUCCCAACGAGACAGGGCAGCUUUCUACGCACCUAGCGAAAUCGCUUGGCCCAACACUUCGACCCCAGGAAAGACAGCUGAUGCGGACUCUCGCAGAAUGUCGGGAAUGUCUGCGAAGUCUGCAAAGUCGACCAAGUCGGUUGCCUCGACUGUUGUCGAGGCAAUCUUGGUCGAAGCUCCUUCAAUCCCCCAAAGGAGGCAGACACUCAGACACGUCCGAAAGCAAUUUGGGUUGAGGGACUCAGGCUCUGAUCUGUCUCCCCUCAGCUCUGCCACAAAUUCAGCUGUUCAGUUGGAAGGAAGUCCGAGGCGAUCUAGGGCGCUCACUCGUCCUAGCGAAAGCCGUCAUGACAGUUAUGCCUCAAACACCACGUUCAACUCGAUUUCAAGUAGCAAAGCACGCAGGGAAGUCUGGAAGAGCGGUGGCAUACCGGUCAUUGUUGUUCCGGAUCGUCGAUCGUCCAAAUCUAGCCGGGAGCCGUCUCUCAGGUCGACCAGCAGUAGGCGAUCCAAAAGAAGUAACAGUAUCGGUUCGACGACUCGUACAAAUGGACCAAGAAGUCACGACUUGCCUACGCCUGUAUUCGAGCGUCCAGGGCGAAAACUCCGCUCAAUGUCCGAGUCAGAUGGAUCUGACCAACGCACGAUUGACUACCCGCCCGUCAUCCCGAAGCGUUCUUCCUCCUUAUCCGCUCCGACCAGCCGUAACACUUCGCGCGCUGGCUCACUCACCGCGGAAAGUUUGAAAUCUCAGAACGCUUUGUUGAAUCAACAGCCUGGACAUGAAACGAGGGUACCCGCCUUGACCCUCCAAAGAGCGACCUCCUCUGAGACUGAUAACGGCCACCAUCACCGAGACCACAAACUUAACGUUGACCGUCAUGGUGAUCCCUUCUUUGGCAAACGGCUAUCUACGCAAAAUACGCCCUUCUCAGCAGCUUCGGUAGAAACCAGCGGCACUGCGCCCGAAGUGUCUGAGGCCAAGGCUGUGAGCUUGUACCCUCAUCAAAACUCAUCCGUGCUUGUUGUCAACCACUCCAACAAGCCAUCGGAGGACUCUGAGGACUCGCAGACGGAGAGAGAGUUGCCACAAACGCUUCAGAGGCCUACGAUCAUCACCACUGGGCCAGGCGGCGAGUGUCCAACCACACCACCGCAGCCUCGGCAUUCCAUGGACGACGUUGAUUCACCACUCCGCAACCCUCGCGCGGCGCCUCCGGUCCCUCCAAUUAAUCCACCUGCGAUUCAGUUCAUUCCCGCAACGCCUUCGGGGCUGACCCCCAAUCAUGAGAGACAACGCAACAUGGGCAACUAUUUCGAGGCGAUGGAGGAGGAGCAGCCUCAGCGGAGUAGAUCUGUUAUCAAAAGGGCAUUGGUCCGACGACGAAAUUCGGAGACGUACCCGCCCAAGAGUGGCAGACCUGGGCUGCUUACCAGAACCUUUUCUCUAACGAGGAGAGGAUCAAGCUCUGGGACUCGCGGUGAGGACCAUUCUGCCGUGGAAGAACCAUGCUCAUGCCCGGAAUGCAUGGCCCGGCCGCCCGAGGACGACCGGUUGCAUCCGCACUGGCGUCCUGCCUACUCAGAUCAGGAGGACGAUGUGUGGGAGAGAGAAAUGGAGGACGAGCCCAUCAGCCAGGUCUAUCGAUACCCUCCUAUUGACAAUCGGCCGAGCCCCCGAAGACGUAUUAGCGAGCGGGUGAAGAAGACGUUUGCCAUUCUUCCUGCACGUGGUGAGGAUGACGUCUACUCUGGAUCUCAAAACGAGCCUGAUCGCCGAACCAUCCGCCGGACAGGCAGCGGGAACCUACGGGUCAUGAGACGCCGUGGCAGCCUCGACUCUCUGAGCGAUCAAUCACCACCUACCUCGGGGCCCUCCACGAGGCAGAACGACAACGAUCGCGACGCAGAUGAGCGGCCGAAACGAAGACGUCGUUUCUCGAUUUCGGGCACCUUGGAAGGGUUGCAGAACCUUCCGCGACAGCUGAACGAGCGCAAGCGAGAGAAGAGGACGAAGGAGCUGAGACAGAAGAUCAGCGGGCCGCGCGAAGUGAGAGACGGCAUGGGCGACGUCCUUCGAAGGAACUCGUAUCGCGGCCCCCCAAACGAACAAAAUAACUUGCCAGUCGCACAUUUUUGA
Messenger RNA from Colletotrichum phormii, 3069 nucleotides. RefSeq lists its product as uncharacterized. The coding region runs from base 1 to 3069 and encodes 1022 amino acids. The record is from RefSeq and is a predicted model, not a curated record. NCBI's taxonomy places the organism in Eukaryota, Fungi, Ascomycota, Sordariomycetes, Glomerellales, Glomerellaceae. The transcript has a single exon.